Cryptotermes secundus is the source of this 1882-nucleotide messenger RNA. RefSeq names its product cilia- and flagella-associated protein 53. The record is from RefSeq and is a predicted model, not a curated record. NCBI's taxonomy places the organism in Eukaryota, Metazoa, Arthropoda, Insecta, Blattodea, Kalotermitidae. The transcript is spliced from 10 exons. The coding region runs from base 85 to 1710 and encodes 541 amino acids.
CAUGAAGUCAACAAGUAUGGCGAACAGAUGGUAGCUUAGCACAGAGAGACAGAAACGUCCAUCGUAUUGCUAACUGCAUCAGCGAUGUUCGGCCAGCCACUGUCCUACACAAAGCCUGACCAAGGCUUCGCAAGGCGAAAUGUGACCUGUACGAAGCCGUGCCAGACUGCAAUCAUAUCUAAGUGUCCAGGAGAUGGCUUGAAGCCCAGGAAAAUGUUUGCAGAACGACGUAUGAAGGAAGAAAGCACUAGAGAAAAGUCAGAAAAUAUUAAAGAAAAUCGUGGGCUCAUCAUUAGACACGAGUUUGACCAAGUGACGAAACGAAAGGGGCAGAUGAACAAACUGCGGCAAGGGGUGACAGCCGGACUCGAGGCUGCAGGGCGGGACCUGGAGUUGCGCAGAGAAAAAUUGCGAUGUAUGCUUCUAGGAGAAGAACAAGCUUGGACAAAGGAGUACGUAGAGAAGGAACAGAGAGUAAACGAGAAGAGACUGGAAGAAAUGAGGCUUAAAGUUGAAGAAAUUCGUAACAAAAGGGAGGCAGAACGACAAAAACUUGUACAAGAGAAACGGAUUCAGCAAUAUUUUGAAAGAUGUGAGGACCUGCGGUCCCUGAAGUCUCAGCGGUUCACAAAGGAGGCAAAGAGAGGACAGGAAUACCAGAUGAAGGAGCAAGAGUAUAUUAAGGAGCAGGAAGGAGAGGUUGAGAGGAUGUGGGCAGAAAUGACCCAGAAGGAAUAUGAGGCCAAGGUUGCUAGAGAAAUUGAAGAGGCGCGGAAGAAAUUCGAGAGGGAUAAGGAAGUUGCUGAGGUUUUGUUACUGCAGCGGAAGUCAAUCGAGGCACAAAUUUUGGAGGAACGUCAGAGGAUCAAGGAUGAGGAAGAGAUGAUGAAAGAGAAAAUUGAAGAAGAAAUAAGGGAAGAAAAAAUGACCGCACUCGAAAACAAGAUUAAGGCCAGAGAGAAGAUGUACAAUGACCUGAUGGAACAGAUAAGGAGACGUGAAGAUUUUCUGAACAGUAUGGCUAAGGAAGAAGAAAUUCUGGAAGAGACGUUCUGCCAAGUGGCGCAAGACGAACUUGAAAAGGAACUAGCGUCCAGGAAAGAGUACAGAGAAGCCCAGAAGCGAGAAUGGAAUUUGUAUCGCGACAGCGUAGCACAGCUACGAAGACAGAGAGCAGCUGAAGAAGCAGAACUAGAGAAAAUUCUGCAACAGGAGAGAAAUAAAAUAGAGGCAGAGAGAAAGGAGAAACUGGCGAGACUUGAAGCGGCCCGCCAGAAACUCAAGGAUGAAGUGUUGCAGGGGAGAAAGGUUCAGGUGGAGCAUCAAAAGGAGAUGGCAGAGAAGCUGAAGAAGGAGGAAGAGGAGGAGUUCAAGUUGCAAGAGUUGGUGAGGCUGGAGAACGCACGGUUAACUGCUGAACACGAUAAUCAGAUCAGACUCCUGAAGCGGAAGUACGCUAAGGACCUCAGGGACCAAAUCGAAUACAGCAAGAUGCUCAAGGCUCGAGAAAGGGAGGAGAUAGAGCGAGACUGGAAGGCGGGUCUGCUGGAAGAAGAAUGCUACAAGCGCCUUAUCAAAGAAUUGCUGAGCAGGCGCGAAGAAAUCGAGCCUCACCCAUUCUGGAGAAUUAUAGAUGCUUCUGCUAGUCUCGACGGGCCUUGCAGAUGCUCAGUACCUGAAGCCAAAGAAGGUGGAACACAAAGGCGCUGAAGUCGCAACACAGCGGAUAGAUUUCUGCUAAAUUUCAUUCUGACGCAUCAACACACUGUGCUGUCACUGAACUAGACAAUUAACUUGGAUUUUGUAAAUUUCAAUAUAGCCAUAUACUCGUAUAUUUGUGUGGGUUUUGAAGAUUUAUAUUAAUUUGUAUUAAUACAUAUAU